GACAGUCGCAGCGUGAGCAGCAGCUCGAGCUCCAGCAGCCACAGCGGAGAUGACAGCACAGAGAAAACCAGGAAAGGGUUCAAAGAGCUGCAGAUGGCUCGACGCAGGAAGGAGCUGGAGGAGAUGUUGAGUCUGCCAACCAAGUCUAUCCUGAAGAAACGCAAUGACUCCGAGGACUCACCAUCACUCAGGAGCUCAGACUCUCCCAGAGGUCCAGAAGGCUCCAACAUUUGCCGGAUGGCCGACCAGCUGCUGCUGGCUGUUAAAGGCAUGGAGCCGCACAGGGUGGCCUCCAUGCUGUCAGAGCUGCGCACUGACCCGCAGAUGGCUCAACGCGCCAACCUCGACGCCGAGAUCAAAGAGAUCCUCAACCUGCUGGGGGGGCAGGCCACGGGGGCCAAGGCUCUGGAGAAGAUGGUGGACGACAUCGAAGAUGAAGAGGAGUUCCUGUACGGAGACUCGGAGGAGCCCAAACCUCCACCAGCGUCCGAGCCUAUCCGACACCAUGGCCUGGAUCUGUACGGAGACGUGACGGAGGAGGCGCUGUACGGAGACUACCCGCCGCAGAAAGCCGCCAUCGCUCAGGCGUAUGGCCUCCCACUGGGGGCCUCGCCUCGCCUUCAGGCCACUCCCAUCAUGGGGGAGGUGGACAUGAGGUACGUGAGCCAGCCCACGAUCAGCCCCGACCAGAACAUCACGGUCCAGAUGUCGAACCCCGCCUAUAUGCCUGGGAUGGAACCGCUGGAGGAGAGCGAGCGCCAGGCGCUGGAAGAGUAUGAGAAGAUCCAGGACCUGUUGAAGACCAUCGGCCUGGACUUGGGUGUGACCGAGAUCAGCAAGAUGGCCGCCAGGACCAAAGAGAGGCUUCAUGGAAACAAGCCGCCUCCGAAGACGCCCACACGCUGCAGACGGUACUCCUCCGGGAGCUCGGACGGCAGCCGCCGAAGCCGGGGCCGCAGGAGGCAGAGCCACAGCGGCAGCUCCAGCUCCAGCAGCAGCAGCAGGAGUCGCAGCCGUGGGCGGGGGAGCAGCAGGAGCAGUGACAACAGCCGCCACAGGAAGAGCUCAGCUCCACCCAGACCUCACAAAGACAGAGACAUAAAAGAGUCACGCAUCGAGCCAAACGACACAGCGCCACCGCCACCGCACAAAGAGCCGCCACCACCACCACCACACAAAACCCUCGUCUCCAACGCUCUCCUGUCUCCUGCCAUGCCCAUACCCACCUACCCCCCCUUGCAGGUCCAUGGCAUGAUGCCCCCCACCUUCCCCCCACCAGGUUACAGCCAGUAUGGAAACUACCUUCCCUACACGCACCAGCAGUGGCCACCCAUGUACCCGCCCCCCAAUGUGACCAUGCCCCCCCAGACUGGCCACGACGAGUUCCCCCCAACACUGCCCUACAAACAGCCCUACAACAAAGCGCCCCCUGAUCCCGGGGUCAAAGGUUUGGUGAAGAGUUGUGUUCGGGACGCUGAGAAGGGAAAAGUCGGCAACAAUGACAGGAGAGUGUCUGAGGAGCAGAACAACGAGAGUCAAAAACAAAAGGUUCUGGAGGAGAGGGAGAAGCUGAAGCAGGAGAGAGAGAUCAGGAUGAAGAAGAAAGAAUAUCUGAUGAAGGAGCUGGAGAGGCUCAGGAAGCAACAAGGCGAGCUCCUGAGGAAGAAGCGCCGGGAGAAGGGAGGCCACAAAGACCCUCUGCUGCAGGAGAUCAGCCACCUGCAAGAGGAGGUCAUGACUCAGAUCUCCAACCUGCGCAAAGAGCAUGAGACCGCCGAGAAGAAACGCAACGAGAUCGACAAGGUGGCGCUCAUCCUCGGCCUGAGCCCAUCAGACCGGCCCCGCAGGACCAACAAGCUGGCUAAGGAACAGGAGGACGAACUGCCAUCGCCAUCAGAGAAGAAGAAACGGGAUGCGGAGAGGAGUCCUGAUGGCCGUCAGGCAGCCGGCAGCUCCAUGAUCAAGACCUCAGAGGCCCCGCCGCCGUCAACAGUGUCUCCGGACAAGCCCUCCACCAGCUCCCCGGCUCCACCUCCGCCCCCGGAGCCGUUUGAAUACUAUGACGCAGGAAACCAGUGGUGCAAAAACUGUAACGUCACCUCUGGUUCCAUGUUUGAUUUUUUCACGCACUUGCACAGCAAAACACAUCGAAAGACUCUGAACCCGUACGACCGGCCCUGGGCUUUUACUCCCACCAAAACCUCCAAGAACGCUUCGUCAGAAGAGAAGCUGACCAAACCAGCCAAAGGUUCGGAGUUCUUGCUGCCCGUCAGAGGAUUCUUCUGCCUGCUAUGUAAAGAGUUUUAUGGAGAUGCCAUUUGUGCAGAAGAGCACGUCACCACACAUGCUCACAAUGAGAAAUACAAGAAACAAAUAUACGAGAACCCCAUGUAUGAACAGAGGAGGAACCUGGACCGGCAGGCAGGACUGGCUUCAGAGACAAGUGGAAAGAAACGCAAACAUGAGGACGACGAGAAGGUAAACAAAGACAAGGAGGAAAAGUCCAAACACAAAAAGGAGAAAAAGGACAAGGAGAAAAAUAAAGAAGAGGACAUCCAGAAGGAGGAGAGAUCUCAAUUUAAGAAGGAAGAGGAGCACAAGUUUAAGUCGAUUAACAAAGAGGAGGAUGGUAAAGACACCAAAAGUGUAAAAGAGGAGAAGCCUUCUUACAGCAAGAAGGAUGAGAAAUACCGGAUAACAG
Messenger RNA from Larimichthys crocea (large yellow croaker), 2701 nucleotides. RefSeq names its product zinc finger protein 318. Gene Ontology annotation, molecular function: nucleic acid binding; zinc ion binding. The transcript is spliced from 9 exons. Gene Ontology annotation, cellular component: nucleoplasm. NCBI's taxonomy places the organism in Eukaryota, Metazoa, Chordata, Actinopteri, Sciaenidae. Gene Ontology annotation, biological process: negative regulation of DNA-templated transcription; positive regulation of DNA-templated transcription. The record is from RefSeq and is a predicted model, not a curated record. The annotation marks the transcript as partial.